CUAGGCCGAAGUGCUCUUAAUUAAUGGCGUCCGUUUGCUGCCUAAAUAAGGUGGUCGUGCGGGAUCUUGUUUCUUCAUGGGUUUCACGUGGUGACCCCAUCAACUUUGUGGGGUUUGCUUUGAAUGAUUGCAAGUCUGCACUCAUUCUGCAUUCUGACAGUUCAGGCGUUCUCGCUGGUUCUCCAUUCGUUGAUGCCUUGUUCACCGAGUUCGGCUGCAAUAUCGAAUGGCACCUCUCUGAUGGUGAUCUUUUACAGGCGGGCGGGAAGGUGGCCACUAUUAAAGGCUCUGCCUUUCAACUAAUGUCCUAUGAGAAAUUGGCGAUCACUAUUUUAUCUCGCGCCAGCAGCAUUGCGACGACAACUAAGAAGUUGCGCAAAAUUCUGACGGAUGUUUCAUGGAAAGGGCAACUUAGAGUACAUCGUUCCCUCACACCCGGUUUUGAGCUAGUUGAAGAGCACGCGAUGGUACUCGCUGGCGUUGUUCCCACUAGACCAUCCAUAUUUAUACGUCAGUGCCACGCAUCCUCUGCUGGUGGUAUUGAAAAAGCAAUUGAAUCAAUCCGUUCGAAAGCUGGCAUGACAACGAAGCUUGAAGUUGAGUGCGCCACCCUCUCCGAGGCCCUUGCAGCUUCCGCUGCGGGCGCUAAUAUAAUUGUUUUUAAUAAACUCCCUCUAAAAGAACUCGGCACCAGCAUUACGCAAGUGAAGGGUUCUUACCCUCAUAUUCAAGUUCAGCUCAACGGGGACUUUGACGAGAGUAAUCUAAGGGCUGUCGCUCUAUCCAACGUCGACCUGUUGUCCACUUCCAAGCUGUCAUCAGGGUUUUCCCACAUAACUUUCAGUUCCACCUAUGAUGACUUCGGACCCGAGAACCUACCUGAUACAGAACGUUUUGCUUCUCCAAGCUCAACGAAAUUGCAACCCUCAAGCUCUGAUCAUACAAACGAAGUGUCUAGCCCAUCAGCACCUUCCAAGAAGUUACGGUUAAAUGAGGAUAAUCAGUCGGCUAGUCCGAAAUCUGAAAGUAAACAAAACGGCACCCAGUCUCGCACUCAGACUCCAACAGGCUCCGGCUCGCAAGCUACCAUGUCUAGAGAACAAAACCUGAAGCGACCUCAGCGGAACCAACGAUCGCAACAUAACUCACCACGACAGAAUGUCUCGCGCCCACAGUCCUCUGGGGGUAUGCAUUUACUGCAAAUGACGCGGUUCAGCUCUCCAAAUGCAUCAUCUCGUGCAUCAAACAGUCCUCAGCAACCUGGAUCUUCUUCCGCCAACCAGCUACCAUCAAUGCUGAGUAGUCAAAGCUCAUCGCGCAUGAUGCAUAACCACCCUAGCAAUUCGGGUAUGCUUGGAUCCGGAUUCUUAAACAUGUCGGCACAGCCCAGUAAUUCGCCGAGUAGUUGGUCGAUGGCCUCAGGUCCGAUGAUGGGGAACACCGGUUUCGGUCCAAGAAUGGGUGGACCUCCUGGCUACCCCAUGUCCACCUGCCGGGCAUGCGGAACUACAAACGGUCUCGGUUCGCCCUUUUGCCGUACUUGCCGUGUUCCACUACGCUGAACCUUUUUGUAACAUACGUUCUGCUAUGCAAUAGUUGUGCUCUGUUCC
Molecule: messenger RNA, 1610 nt
Organism: Dicrocoelium dendriticum
Lineage: Eukaryota; Metazoa; Platyhelminthes; Trematoda; Plagiorchiida; Dicrocoeliidae
Source: the annotation of a GenBank genome assembly